Molecule: messenger RNA, 1964 nt
Organism: Homalodisca vitripennis (glassy-winged sharpshooter)
Lineage: Eukaryota; Metazoa; Arthropoda; Insecta; Hemiptera; Cicadellidae
Product: poly(A)-specific ribonuclease PARN-like
Biological process (GO): nuclear-transcribed mRNA poly(A) tail shortening
Cellular component (GO): cytoplasm; nucleus
Molecular function (GO): poly(A)-specific ribonuclease activity; metal ion binding; RNA binding
Source: RefSeq, a predicted model, not a curated record
UCCAGAGUGGCUGAAAACAUGAAAAUGAAAUUGAACACAUAACCAUAACCUCAAUUUUGUGUUAAUGGUGUAGGGCUAUUGUUUAUUUCAAUGGCGCACCUUACGUAGAAAUUAUAUUAAUAUUGUUUGGUAAAUUUACAAAAUUAGCAAUAAUUUGACAUUAUGGAAGUUACAAGAACAAAUUUUCGUAAAGUGUUGCCAGAAAUAGAGGACACCAUCAACCGAUGUGUAUUCAUGGCGAUUGAUGGAGAAUUCACGGGACUCUCCUCUGGUCUGGAGAAAGCAGUUUCAGCAUUUGACACCCCUGCUGAAUAUUAUCACAAAAUCAAGAAUGGUUCCUUGGAUUUUCUUCUCGUUCAAUUCGGUCUUGUGGCUUUUAUGUAUAAUGAGGAGCAGAAAAAAUAUACACACAGAGCCUAUAACUUCUACCUGUUCCCAAAGCCUCUGUCAAGGCAGGCUCCUGACUGCCGAUUUCUGUGUCAAGCUUCCAGUCUUGACUUCUUGGCUUCCCAUGGUUUUAAUUUUAACAAACUCUUCAAUGAAGGGAUACCAUACCUAAACAAGAAGGAUGAAACGACUAUGAGGACAAAAUUGGAUGAGGCAAGAGAGAGACGGAAAUCUAUUGGAGAGAAGAACAAUUCAUUUGUGGAAUGCCCUGCAGAACAUGUUGACGCUGUCAAGAAAGCUGUUAAUUCGAUCACAGAAUUCCUCUCAACAACUCAUGGUCCAGUUGAACUUACACUGCCACCAACCAAUGGAUUCAUUAGAAAACUGAUCUACCAAGAGGUAUGGAAGCGCUACUCCAACGAUGACCUCAGAAUAGAGACCAAGAAUGGUAUCAUAGUGGUGAAGAGACCGGCUACAGUGGAAGAAAAGGCAGAAGAGGAAAAGAAGAAGUUGGAAGAUGAGGAAUCAGAGCUAGAUGAAGCUAUUGGAUUUUCCAACGUGAUAAGACUUAUAUCUCAUUCGAGAAAGUUGGUGGUGGGGCACAAUAUGCUGCUGGACUUGUGUCACGUCUUGCACAGGUUCUGUGAGCCCCUGCCAGACAGUUACCGAGAGUUUAAGGAGCUCCUGCAUACUGUUUUCCCAUAUAUUCUGGACACCAAAUUCAUGUGUUCCAUAGCCCCGCUCAACGAAGCAGUUCCAUCUAGUGUGUUGUCACACUUAUUGGCUACUGUGUCCCAACAACCCUUUCAACUGCUGGAAGUUGAGCCAGAAGGAGAACAUGCCUACACAACGCUGGAGGAAAAGGAACAUGAAGCCGGGUUUGAUGCUUACAUUACAGGCACCAUUGCCAUAGCUCUUUCCAACCACCUUGCAAAAAGCAAAAAAGUGAAAUCAGCCAUGAAACUACCUUCAGCCACAUCUCCACACCUUGGUUCUGUAAUCAAUAGGUUGUAUCUAAUGAAGGUGAUAGAUUGCUACAUUGACUUGGAGAAAGAUGACCCUGAACAAAACAGAGAUGCAGUCUUCCACGUGACAUUCCCAGAAGAGUGGAAACUGUCGGAUUUAACAAGCAUGUUUAGUCCUUACGGUGGCGUGUAUGUCUCAUGGAUUGACAGCCGGACAGCAUACUGUGGUUUACAUGACAAGGCGCAGGCAGUCAAUGUGAUGAAGCAGCUGGUACCGUCUGUGCCGGCCGGCGUCACCGUGGCCACCUACUACGCUGUCCACAACCUUGGCACUGCCUCACCAGUCAAACGGAGGAGUGGGGGGGAGGAGAAUGGAAACAGGCCGAAACGGAAGCAUAGUCUCAGCCAGGAGAGUUCACUUAAGAGGCCCAGUGUAGAUCCCAUUCCAGAAGAAUCUGAAGAUUCAGAAAAAGAUACACAGACAAAAGAACACCCUCGAAAGAAGAGGAAAGUAUCAAAAUCUCCUACUGACGACACAAGACAUAAAUUAUUUGAAGAGAACUUAGACUGGUAGUAUUGUUACUAGCUUAAUAAAGAAAAAUAUGUUUGUAA